Messenger RNA from Harpia harpyja (harpy eagle), 648 nucleotides. RefSeq names its product proline-rich proteoglycan 2-like. The record is from RefSeq and is a predicted model, not a curated record. NCBI's taxonomy places the organism in Eukaryota, Metazoa, Chordata, Aves, Accipitriformes, Accipitridae. Bases 1 to 648 code for a protein of 215 amino acids. The transcript has 2 exons.
AUGUCGACCUACCAUCAAGACAAUGACCCUCCAGAUAAGGGAGAGAUGGGAAACACAGUGACACCCCGGCUGCGCCCCCGCACCAGGGCCGGUACGGCUCCCCCACAGCAGCAGCAGCAUCACCCGGCGGGGAAGGGACCCGGUGGCCGCCGCCGCCUCCCCCCCUCCCCCACGCGGGGCCAGCACCGGGCAGCGCCGGCUGCUGGGGCUCUCCGGGGGGAGGCCGACGGCCCCCGCACGGACCCCGCGCAGCCCCCCCGGGGGGGCGGUGAUGGUGACAUUUUAGGCGCAGGAGCGGCGCUCCCGGAGGCCGGCUGCCGCAGGGCCGGCUCCGGAGCCGCGCGGCGGCGGGGCCGGACCCCGGCGAAGACCCGGGCAUCCCGGCGGGGCCAUCCCCGCGCCGCCGCACCGGCGACCGCCGGCGGCGGCGACCGCCGGCGGCCCACACUGCGAACAAUAAAGCGGGCCCCGGCGGGCCGGGCGCCCACCCGCCCGCAGCGGAGCAGCGCGGCCGCGCCCCCCCCACACACCCCGCCCAGGCCACCCCCCCGGUGCGGGCGGCGGCAGCGGCGGAGGGGCUGCGAGCCGGGCCGCGGCGCCGCGCAACGCCCCCGGCGCGGGGCGCUCCGCCAGGGCGCACCGGCGUGA